ACAUAUGACAUUGAAGUAUCAACGGCAGAAAGAAGCAAAGUAUAAACAAAAAUUAUCGGUUAAUGAAUAAUCAACCAACGUUAUAAAUUCACCCAAAUGUUCCUAUUUUCAAUAUUUUUGAAAAUACUUCCUGCAACUAUCUAAAAAUUUUGUCGUUAUGGUGAGCAUAAUAAGAAGUGUCAAUAGAAAUUCAGGGGGUGCAACUUUUUUUAGUGAUUCAGAUAUGAUGGACUCCCGCGAAUUGCAGCCAAUACUUGAACAUUAUGGGACAUUUAAACCACUCAAGACUGUGCCAGCUUUUACUGUACAUCUACUUUACACUCUUGGCUUAGAAAUAAUGGCGAUAAUUUAUGCAAUCAUUCAUCCCGAUGAGAAACAUAGAUGUAUGGAAUACUUCGUAAUCAUAUAUGCUCAUAUUGGACUGUGGUUUCUGACACUGUUAUUGGAUCAAAUAGCCCGUAUGAAGCAUUUUGAGUUACGAAUAAAUGGUUAUCUAGACUUUUAUAACAAAAUACGUAUCCAACACCGACUUCCAUUUUAUGUUGUCAGUUUAUGGAAUGCUGUUAUUAUGCUCAUCCAGACAAUUAUGCAGCAUUUUUAUCCAGAUCAUUUUGAACAGGAAUGUUUGAAAGGAGGUGUAUUAUCUCCAAUAAGUUACCUGUGCGCAUUCAUAACUGUGGAGUUUCUUGUAAUAGCAGGAGUCAACAUAGAUUAUAUAGUGAAAGUUCGAAGAUUUAACAUGCAAAAAAUGCCACCAGAUGUGCAGAAAGAAGAAUGGGCCUCUGCUUCAAAUACCGAUGGCCUGAAUCAAGCAGAAAUAGGAUAUAGACAAUUGGGUGAUAAAUUUUAUGAUUUUGUUGAGAAGCAGGCUGAUUUAAUAAGGCAUCUCAGAGACCACAAUGAAAAACUGGCAGAAAAAAUAGUAUUGCUGAAUGCCCAGUUGAAAAAUCAAAAUGCAGCUCAAAGUACCGCACAAUAAAGCCAAAGUGAAAAAUUCUCAUAUAGUACUGCAAAAAACGUUUGCUGUGUUUUAGUCCAUAAAAAUAUUCUCUGAAUUGUUGAUUCAAGAUUGAUUAAUCUGUUGUUUGUUUUACCAUUUGAUUUGAUUUCAAGUAUAUAUAUUUUUUUACCUGGAAACAUUUUAUUCAAUUGAAUGUAAAUAAAAUCCUAAUAUUUUUUUA
Messenger RNA from Coccinella septempunctata (seven-spotted ladybird), 1181 nucleotides. Its product is annotated as transmembrane protein 192. The transcript has 5 exons. Bases 158 to 979 code for a protein of 273 amino acids. NCBI's taxonomy places the organism in Eukaryota, Metazoa, Arthropoda, Insecta, Coleoptera, Coccinellidae. Gene Ontology annotation, cellular component: late endosome; lysosomal membrane. The record is from RefSeq and is a predicted model, not a curated record.